Leguminivora glycinivorella is the source of this 2591-nucleotide messenger RNA. RefSeq names its product bromodomain-containing protein 4A-like. The record is from RefSeq and is a predicted model, not a curated record. The transcript is spliced from 13 exons. Gene Ontology annotation, cellular component: plasma membrane; axon; endocytic vesicle. NCBI's taxonomy places the organism in Eukaryota, Metazoa, Arthropoda, Insecta, Lepidoptera, Tortricidae. The coding region runs from base 32 to 1591 and encodes 519 amino acids. Gene Ontology annotation, biological process: Rho protein signal transduction; endothelial cell migration.
AGGGACGACGAUAUGGACAGAUAUUUUCCGAAUGUACUCCCAAGUAAACCUACGGGCGCCGAUGGUGAACUGUUUGCCCAGCCACAGCAGGACUAUCAUCUAUCAGGGUGACCUGCGCUACAGAGACAACAUCAAGGAGAUCGACGUACGAGUCAUUCUAUUAACUGACAUGAUGCUCAUAUGUAAAAAAAUGUCUAAGGGCAGCUUGUACCCUUUAAAAUUAAUAAGGCCUAAAUACAUGGUGGACCGAAUGACCCACUUCCCAAGAUACAGCACGCGGAACCCUAGGGAACUGGCAUCCUUAAUAUUCGUCAUGGUCGACGAAGUUGGCUCUUCGUACCAUAGCUUUUCUCUGUCUGAGCCCGCUAAGGACCCCAAUCCUCAAGGCACGUUGAAGAUAUGGGAACAAAAACUGCGAGAGGCUAGGCUCACAUACGACCUAGGCGUGUGGUUUGCCAAGAAUCCGUCACGAGAUCUGUCUGAAGUAGAUGUGGACUCGUCUUCCGAUUACGGCGCCGCUGGACCUAGCUCAGCUAAAGCGAGCAAGCAGAACUCUGACGACGUGAACAUCGAGCGGGAGGCGCGCGAGCGCGUGGCCGCCAUGCUGCACCGCAGCAUGGGCGCCUCCACUGAGUACGACUUCUCGCAGGCCUCGAUGAACACAGACUCCUUUGACGGUCCCUGUGUCGCAGGCGAGGCGUCAGGCGCCGCAGGUCCGAGCGGGCGCGCGCCCACGCUCCACAGCCUGCGCCACCCCAUGCAGCGCAACUCCACCAGCGGCAGCUCGCGCCAGAGCCGGCUCUCCAGCUUCCAGUACUCCACCAGUGCGGCGUCCCACGACGAGCCUCAGCCGGGGCCAAGCCGCUGCAAUUACUACCGCGCCGGAAGCUCCGUGGAACACGUCAUUCCGCCUCAAAACCCCGACGACGCUGUUACGUCAAUAACUGUGAACGUGGUAAGCGAGAGCGAAUCGGAAACCGUGGUACCGUCGCCUCAGCAACCGGGCCCGUCCGUGCGGCUGCCGCUCCGCAGCACGAGCGCCGCCGCCGCGCACAACACGCUGCGCGUGCAGCCGCAGAGCGGCGUGCUCGCGCUCGUGCACAGCCUGCCCGACCUCACCAUCGACCCGUCCUCGCCGCCCGCGCGCCCCGCGCCGCCACCAACCCCUCAAACGGCGUCCGAGAGACUAUACCAAUCUCAUCAAGAGUUGCUACAACGAAAUCGCCUGUCUGCCACGCACCAUCAUCAGUACCUGAGCCCCGACCACAGGGGCACCAGUUACCCGCCUCCCAGCCCGACUAGAGCCGCAUUGAGGCGCGGCAUGGCGUUCUCCGACUCGUUCAAGUACCCGCCGCUGUCGAAGAUGGGCCACGUGAACAGUCAGUCGCAGCAGCAGCAGGCCGAGCCGCAGCCGGGGCCCUCCACCUCCGCUGCCGCACGGAGUGAACAAGGCGCAGUUAACCCAGUAAUUGUUCCUAGUACAAGCACGGAGAAAGAGAAAAAAUCAAAGCACCUGAUUAGCAGCAGGAACAAAGGAGGCAGCAAAAGCGAGAGUGCUAGCGGCCGCCGAAAGGACAAGCAGGCGGAAUGACGCCGAGCCAAGUCGAAAGACUGAAGCGGGAAGAAGAAGCGCAAGUCGCGUACUAAAUGGCUUUACAAAUGGUGCUGUCUUUGUUAAUGUGAUAGCCCGAAGGGCAGAGUGAGAACUUAAAUUUAGAUAGUUUUACAUUUGUAACAGCCAACGAAAACACUUGUAUUUUUGUGACAGUGGUGAAACUCAAUACAGACUUUGACCCCGCGUCUCCGAUGCCAAGUCUUACAGGAGUCGUAAACAACGAUAAAUAAAGGACGAGCCUUUGGUAUAACUGGUAACCGUGCCAUAACCACGCCGUCGCGUGACGCGUGACCCCUUCGAAGAUACUCUGGACAGGUAGCGCUGGAACCGAGCUGGAACUAUCACAUAUGUGUAGUAUGGCGGUUAGACACUUAACUUACUACUGAUGUACUCUCACGAGACACACUCUACACACUAAUUACCAAGUAAUUUACUGAAUAUUUUCCAGUAUCUAGAUCUACCAACUCAUUAUUCGAGUUUCAUUGUAGUUAAACUGACCUGCGUACCUACUCAAAUUCAUUAAUAAAUAGCCGCUUUUACCGUUUCCUAAGUAAUUAAUUUCUCUAAGAGUAAGUUACCUGCGUACUACAAAUCACUAUCUUUCACUUUGUAUUCCGAAAAGUUAUUUAAUUUUAAGCUAGAAUUUUAUAUAGUUCUUAUAAAUGUUUCCAUUUAUGAUAGUCGUUUAAAAUAUUAGAUUAAGGAAAAUGUUUCGUGCCUGUUGAUCCUUAGAGUGAUUGAUAAUACAUAUAUUUAUCUAAUUAUACGUAUGUGUAUCUUAUACAUGACUGUGCGUUCAUCAGACUUCCUGUCUAGUGAAAAAUAUUUGAGUGAAAAUUAUCUAAAUGUUAUGGUAACUUAUCUCACAAAAUGUCACAUAAACAUAAUAAAUUAAAUACCUAUGAUAUGACUUGAAUCAAAACUGUAGAGAAUGUAAGGCAGCGUUCCCACUUAUGCGUCGCGUGUCUCGGGGCGC